Messenger RNA from Sinocyclocheilus anshuiensis, 717 nucleotides. RefSeq names its product complex I assembly factor TIMMDC1, mitochondrial-like. The record is from RefSeq and is a predicted model, not a curated record. The transcript is spliced from 8 exons. Lineage: Eukaryota; Metazoa; Chordata; Actinopteri; Cypriniformes; Cyprinidae. Gene Ontology annotation, cellular component: mitochondrion. Gene Ontology annotation, biological process: mitochondrial respiratory chain complex I assembly. Bases 41 to 697 code for a protein of 218 amino acids.
CUGCACCAUUAUGUAAGGAAGUGAACAUGUUGACAUUGUAAUGGACGGUGAAGGAGCGUUGAAAGAAAGCGGCUUGUUGAUGCUUACUGCAGGCCGGCUGGAUUCAUCACCCACAUGUGGGGGGACAGAUGCACAUGGACUUGAGGGCUCACAUCUGAGUCUUCUGGGGUUCAGUCUUCCUAGUGUUCAUGCGUCUGAUAGUACCUCCACACAGACCUUACCACAGCACCUACGUAAACCAGAGUUCCCUGACACAGGAUGGGAUCGUAUCAAAGAUCUUUUCCACAGGAGCGAGGGUCAGAUGUACUCAGAGGAGUUAAGGAAUAUAGUAAAGAGUGGCAUUGCUGCAGCUGUGGUUGGGAUGGUCUAUGGAGGCCUACCAGGAGCAAGACAUGCCCGUGAGAGAUUCAUCCAGCUCAGCCAGGCUGAAAUUUACCAAAACAGAGUGGAUGCAGUGCGCUCAGCCCAUAAUGCAGCUAUUCGUGGGUUUGUGCGCUUUGGCUGGAGGUGGAGCUGGAGGGUAGCAGCUUUUGUGACCAUGUUUAACACUGUAAGUACUGGAUUGACAGUGUACAGAGACCAAAAUGCUCUGAGCCAUUUUGCUGUUGCAGGUGCUCUCACAGGAGGAGUGUUCAGGCUGAAUCUGGGAUUUAGAGGGCUGCUGGCUGGUACGGCCAUAGGAGCUGUACUGGGGUGACUGCUGGAGUUGUAGUCAUU